AUGAAUACUUUCGUGAACAAAGAUUCGCGAUGCAGCAACACAGACUUGUCCCUGAAAACAUGUCAUCAUUUCAGCAACUCGGAGUGUAUUGCUCAAGUCGCCGAGGGAGACGCGGCGGAUGUGGAUCUGGCCGUGAGAGCCGCGCGCGAAGCAUUUGACCACGGGCCCUGGCCACGCCUUGCUGCUGCUGAAAGAGGAAGGAUACUUUACAAGUUCGCGGAUGUGAUCGAGGAACAUCUCGACGAACUGGCAACUCUUGAGACCCUCAACAACGGAAUGUUGAUCGAUCUGAGCAUGGUGAUAAUUGCGGCUUCGGCUGCCUCUCUGCGAUACAAUGCAGGCUGGGCUGACAAGCUCAAUGGAAAGACCUUGCGAACUGAUUCUACUCGGAUGUGCUACACCCUUUUGGAGCCAAUUGGUGUGGUUGGAGCGAUUGUUCCGUGGAACUUCCCGGCUCAUAUGUUUCUCAACAAAGUCGGGUCUGCGUUAACUUGUGGAAAUACGAUCGUUGUCAAGGUUGCCGAGCAGACACCUUUGCUCCUGGCCAGUCUUUCUCAAGAGGCAGGGAUUCCCGCGGGAGUCCUCAAUGUUAUUCCUGGUUAUGGUACCACUGCAGGAGCCGCGAUUUCGAAGCAUAUGAGCGUAGGAAAUCUUGCAAUUGAAAAGAAAAGCUUCUUUUUUUCCUGA
Molecule: messenger RNA, 687 nt
Organism: Selaginella moellendorffii
Lineage: Eukaryota; Viridiplantae; Streptophyta; Lycopodiopsida; Selaginellales; Selaginellaceae
Product: aldehyde dehydrogenase family 2 member B4, mitochondrial
Exons: 4
Coding region: 1-687 (228 amino acids)
Molecular function (GO): aldehyde dehydrogenase (NAD+) activity
Source: RefSeq, a predicted model, not a curated record